Messenger RNA from Dermatophagoides pteronyssinus (European house dust mite), 1901 nucleotides. RefSeq lists its product as uncharacterized. Lineage: Eukaryota; Metazoa; Arthropoda; Arachnida; Sarcoptiformes; Pyroglyphidae. Gene Ontology annotation, molecular function: GTPase activator activity. The record is from RefSeq and is a predicted model, not a curated record. Gene Ontology annotation, cellular component: centralspindlin complex; spindle midzone; cleavage furrow. Gene Ontology annotation, biological process: Rho protein signal transduction; mitotic cytokinesis; mitotic spindle midzone assembly.
UUUCGUCUUGAAAACAAAAUUUGAUGAUCAUGACUUUGGUUGAUAAUAAUAGUAAUCAUCAUCAUUCGUUUGAUCAGGAGCAAGAAUCAUCAUCAUCAUCAAAAAUGGUAAAACUUUCAUUGAUGGCAUAUUUUGAUGAUAUGUGUCGUUAUCAAAAUUAUAUUAGUACAUAUGAUAGAUCAUUACAUAAUGAUUUGGCUAAAUUAUUGAAAAUUUGUGAUCAAUUUAAAUCACGUUGGUCAAAAACGGCAAAAGAAUUGAAAAAAGCUCGUCAACAAAUUGACCAAUUGACUGAAGAAAAUAUUCGUUUGGAAAAAGAUUUACAAUAUUUUAAGGAUAAAUUUUUGGAAAAAUCAAACGAUUAUGACAAAGUAAACAAAGAAUUGAUCGAUCUUCGUUCAAAAGUUAAACAAUUUGCCAAUGUUGUAAAUUCUACUGAUUUGCCUAUGGAUAAAAACAAUGUGAUUAUGAAAUCAAGAUUCGAUUUAGAGGAUGAAGAAAAUGAAAAAUUCCGAUUGCAUUUAAAUCAUUUACGACGUGUCAAUUUUGAUGAUGAUCAUCGAAUCAAUGAAAAUGGCGAAAAUAAACACAAUAAACGAAUUCAUUUGAAAACAAUUGCCGAAGAAGAAGAAAAGGCAGAACAGAAAAAACAUAAUGAACAAAUUGAAAUUAUGACCAAAACCGUUGUGGAAAAAAAUUUUACUGCACCAUCAAGUUCAAAUUCUUCGGAUUUAACAAUCGAUGUUAGUGAAGUAGAUGAACCAUUGAAUAAUCAUUGUGAUAAUAAUAAUGGUGAUAUUAUCAAAACAAUGGAUAGAAAAUUGCAUCUAAAUGAUAAUAUAAAAUUGAUGAAAAUCGAUUCCAACGAUGAAAUUAAUAAUGGCUAUUCACUUCGUCGUUUUGCUUAUCUUUUGCAUCCUUCACCACCUGAUUGUGAACAAAAAAAUUAUUUAGCAAAAAUUUCAGCCAUUAAUGGCCAUCAUGAACAUCAUUGGAAAUCGGAUCGUUCAACAUCACAUCGUUUGUUGAUCUGUGCUAUUUGUAAUAAUCGUAUUGGAUUCUAUAGUAAAUAUGUUACCUGUGAUGGUUGUGAUGAACGUGCACAUGAUUAUUGUGUUGUUCAUAAUCAUCCAUCGAAACGAAAUUUUCGAACAAUAAUGGAUUUUGUACAAUCAUCACCUAUUGAAUCAUCAUCAUCAACAUCAUCAUCUCAUGUUGAACCAUUGGUUCCAACAUUGUUAUUGAAAUGUUGUUCAGAAAUUGAAAAACGUGGCCUACGAUUGAAUAAUAUUUAUGGUCAUAUACAACAGCCAAAUUCUUCAAUCAUACAGAAUUUAAUGUUGGAUUUAUUGUAUCCAAAAAAUGGUUAUAAUAAUCAAUUUUCACAUAUUGAUAUUGAUUCAUUAUGUAAUAUUGUUAUCUAUUUUCUUGGCUAUCUUAUUGAUCUUGGUGAUCCUUUGAUACCGGAAUAUUUGUAUGAUGGUCUAUACAAUUUAUUGUCAAAUCAUUCCGAUGAUAAUUUUAAAAUAAUCGAUUGGAUUAUUUGUCAACUUCCAUCCUGUAAUCGUGAUACAUUGGCAUUUUUAUUGGUACAUUUACGUAAAGUGGCUAAAAAUCAACAUUAUAAUAAUAUGUCAUUGGAAAAAUUGGCCAGAAUUUUUGCUCCAAAAAUUUUUCAUCCUUUAUUUCCAACAUCGAUACAGGAAAAAACUAUGAUGAUAUUAUUAUCGAUAUCAUCAGAUUUUUGGCUACAAAUUCUUUCACAGGAUGCAUCUAGUUCAAGUCCUACAUCGGCUUUGUUGAACAAUAGCAUUGAAGAUAAUCAUGUGAGCUUUUUUCAAAGUCCUUGUAGCUAUAAAUCGGUUGCUACAUCUCAAUCGGUUUAUAAUACACCGAUNAAA